CGAAAUCAAAUCUCUUCUCCCGUCUCUUAGUCUUUUUCUUCUUCAUCGAAGAUUAAAAUGGGAGAUACUAUGGGUCACAAGCAUCAGUUGCAGAAGUCGGUUCCUGUCAAGAACCACAAUCACCUCGGCAGCGGUGGAUUACGUCGACCUGGUGCACCUCCUCUCAGAGAUUUGAACUAUAAUACAAGGCAAAUGCAGCAAAACAGUUGGCAAAUGAGUAAAGGAGAGGACCAAAUGCCAUUUUUCUCGGGUCGUGCAUCUUCUGGCACUGGAGUAUUUUUACCGGCCAUGGCUUGGCAUCCGCCAACCAAAAAAACAGAAAUUCGUGAAGAUGAUUCGAAGACGAAGGAGAAGAAGAGCGAAACGGUGGAAACUCCCUUUGAUUCGCUGGAGAAACUUCUCCCGGAGGAAUGGACUUAUUAAUGACCUGACCUUGGUGCCGUUGACCAAUUUUACUCAUUAAUGCGAAGAAGUAGAGUCAAAUAAAAAGAAAAGGAAAGAUUCUCAUGUCGUUUAUGUUUCGUUACCAUUGGGUUUAUAGUAGUAAUAAAGAAUAAUAAAGAAUAAUAACCAAAGAUAAGAUCAACCCGUUUGUGA
Brassica oleracea var. oleracea is the source of this 597-nucleotide messenger RNA. RefSeq lists its product as uncharacterized. NCBI's taxonomy places the organism in Eukaryota, Viridiplantae, Streptophyta, Magnoliopsida, Brassicales, Brassicaceae. Bases 58 to 423 code for a protein of 121 amino acids. The record is from RefSeq and is a predicted model, not a curated record. The transcript is spliced from 4 exons.